UGAAGUUCUCUACAAGUCCGUGAAGGCAGCCUUGAACACGGAAUGUACGGCUUACUAUUAGGCUCUAUUACAUGUCUGAUCAUCAUCAAAACCCACGAGGAGAAAAUAUCAAUUCAAAAGCCUCGUAGUCCGCCAAACUGGACAUGUAUCCUUUGUUUGCCUCGGAGUGCUGAAGACGAAGAGCGUGAGAGAAUUGGUGCGAGGAAGCCUCGUUCUGUGCAGGACACGAACGAUCUGAAACAUGGCCUGGCCUCAGAUCGAACCCAGCACCUCUCAUCUGACCUACCUCCUUCUCUCUUUCUUCCUGAUUCUGUACGCCUUGUUCUCGGAGCUCAUCCGCAACCGAGCUCACCUUUCUGAACCUCCCCUCGCAACUCUCACGGGCAUCGUCUUUGGUCCCAAAGGAGCCCCAAUCCUCGAUCCGAUCGACAAAUGGGGUUGGGAAGACAAUAUCACUCAAGAGCUCACUAGAAUCAUCACAGGGGUACAAUGCUUCGCGGUGGGCAUCCAACUGCCAGCCGGCUAUGUCAAGCGGCAUUGGAGGAGUGUCGGUCUUCUUCUGGGUCCAAACAUGAUAGCUGGCUGGAUCAUCUCCACGAUUGCCAUACACUUUAUCCUCAAGACUACCUGGAACACAGCGCUCAUCAUUGCAGCUUGCUUGACCCCGACAGAUCCGGUCCUUUCAGCCAGCGUGAUCGCUGAAGCAAAGUUUGCCCAAAGAAUACCUCUCCGAGUCCGCCAUCUACUGGCAGCAGAGUCCGGGUGCAAUGAUGGAACCGCUUUUCCUUUCUUGUAUGCCGCACUGUAUGCUACAUUGGCGAAUUCUGCGGGUAAAGCCGUUCGGGAGUGGUUGACCAAUUUGCUUCUCUGGCAAUGUGUGACCGGCAUCAUGAUUGGGGUGGCUCUCGGGAUUUUGGCAAACAAGGUCCUCCGCUUCAGUGAAUCGCGCGGAUUUAUUCAGGAAUCCACGCUGUUCGUUUUCUACUUCCUCAUGGCCAUUCUCUGCAUUGGGGUGGGUAGCACCCUAGGGCUGGAUGACUUUCUGGUCUGCUUCUGCGCCGGCGCUGCCUUCUGUUGGGACGGAUGGUUUUCAACAAGAACAGCAAGGAUGAAACUACCAGAUAUCCUGGACCUGAUGCUGAAUUCGACAAUGUUCGUCUACUUUGGGUCCAUCAUACCAUGGGGGUUGUACAAACACAACCUCGCCCCCGGACGCAUGAUCCUCUGCGUCCUAGUGAUUCUUCUCCUUCGGCGGCUGCCAGCGAUCCUCAUACUCAAGAGACUGAUCCCCGAUAUCCGAACGUGGCAUGAGGCAUUUUUUGUCGGGCACUUCGGGCCCAUGGGAGUUGGAGCGCUCUUCCUAGCUAUCGAGGCUCGAGCUCGGCUGGAGACCGGCACGUCAGAACCACUUCCUCAUCCCCCGGUGGACGCGCCUCACCAGGACGCCCUCGGCACGGUUUGGCCUGUAAUUUGUUUUGUGGUACUCUGUUCGAUCAUGGUUCAUGGACUCUCACCCUUGUUCAUGAGCUUAGCAAGCUCCUUUUUGCGAGAGCCGAAGGAGAGGGCACCUCUGCUGGGUGGCGAGGAAGAAAGACUGUAUGGGAUGGCAUCCCACGAAAACGAAGUACCUGCGGAUGAGCACAGAAGAGAGGAGAUAGAGGAAAAUGCAAACGAAGAGAUGUGAUGUAGCGAUGUAGAAUACAAAACGGUCAGUCUUGAUGAUGUGGCACAUCUGGCAUGAGCAAGGGAUCGUGCUGUUGACCGUGGGUGUGGUACUCCAUACCUACCUGUAUUCAUAGCCUCUUCAUACAGCUUGGGACGUGCCUCGGCC
Molecule: messenger RNA, 1831 nt
Organism: Exophiala xenobiotica
Lineage: Eukaryota; Fungi; Ascomycota; Eurotiomycetes; Chaetothyriales; Herpotrichiellaceae
Exons: 2
Coding region: 242-1684 (480 amino acids)
Biological process (GO): sodium ion export across plasma membrane; regulation of membrane potential; proton export across plasma membrane
Cellular component (GO): plasma membrane
Molecular function (GO): sodium:proton antiporter activity
Source: RefSeq, a predicted model, not a curated record